This is a messenger RNA of Elgaria multicarinata webbii, 1188 nucleotides long. It is a transcript of the gene DNAAF6, whose product is annotated as dynein axonemal assembly factor 6. Gene Ontology annotation, biological process: axonemal dynein complex assembly; flagellated sperm motility. Gene Ontology annotation, cellular component: cytoplasm. The record is from RefSeq and is a predicted model, not a curated record. Lineage: Eukaryota; Metazoa; Chordata; Lepidosauria; Squamata; Anguidae. Gene Ontology annotation, molecular function: protein-folding chaperone binding; dynein intermediate chain binding. Bases 15 to 749 code for a protein of 244 amino acids. The transcript is spliced from 6 exons.
GCGCGGCGGUUGCCAUGGCAACACGGGAGACGCCUCGUCCCGGUCCCUCGAAGACCACGACGGCGACGAGGAGGAGGAGGAGGAGGAGGAGGAAGAGCCGCGGCAAAAACAACACACACACAAACACACACACACCCCGCCCCGCGAUGGCCUCCGCGGGUCUCGAUCCCUGCCCAGCGGCCUCCUUGCUGGCGCUGGCCGAUAUGCUUCGCACCCCACCGGGAGACGGCGACGAUGAGGACGGCGAUGGAGAGCUCGGGGCAUUGUCUUCCUCAGUGAGCAACACGGGGCCAGGGAACAUUGGGCCUUCAAAGGCAGCAGGGCCGACGGCAACCACUCAAGUAAAAUCUGGAGACGGCAAGGAGAUCUGGAGCACAGAGGAGGUGCCAGAGGGGUCUGAAUAUGACGAUGCCUGGGACACCAGGGAGCAGCCCGAGUAUGAAAUUCUGUUCAAGCAGCAGGUGGGUGCUGAGGAUGUGUUCCUGGGGAUGAGCAGGAAGGAUCCCUCCACCGCCUGCUGUGAGGACAUGCUGAUUAAAAUCAAACUCCCUGACACAAAGGCUUCAGACAUUACCCUCGAUAUCCGGGAAAAGGUUCUUGAUCUUCGGAGCCCCCAGAAGAAGCUCCUCUUGCCCCUGCCCCAUCCUGUGGACAGCAAAAACGGGAAGGCCCUUUUUCUCGCUGAAAAGGGCACCUUGGAAGUCACUUUGAGGAUGAAACGGGAGCUUGAUUUUAUCAACUUUGCCUGAAGAGAAAGGGAGACCGUCCAUCCUAUCAAGAGGCUGAGAUUCCUCAGUUUGGCAACUGAGCAGGAGGGGUGGGGGCUUGCCACAUCUGUUUCCAGCUGCUGCAGUGCUUUGUGGAUCAUCCCAUACUGUGCUGGAAGGAUCCGGGCAUGUACUGGAGGGAUCUGGGCAGCCUUGCUCCCUCUCUCCUGGACUCUGGGAUGAAAAUCUUGCUGGGCAGGCCCUCAGCCUCUUGAACGAUUUCCUUAAGCUCCGUUGCUGCUUUCAACGCGGCUUUAUACCUACCUCGGCCUGCAGCAGCAGCAGUGGGACCAGGUGUGCGCUUCCGAACAGAGGGAGCAGCAAAGGAGGUAAGAGAGGACUUGCAGGUUUGUAGACGGACCUGCUUGUUUCUGACGAUUUGGUCUCUAUGUUAUGGAUAAUUAAACUGGUUUUACCCUUC